UUGGGGCAGAGUUCUGGGCAUUUGGGAGCUCCUGGGGGUCUCUGGUUUUUUGGGGUCUGUUCCUCUUUUCCUGCGUUUUCGGGGAAUUCUGGCUCUUUUUCCGCGGGGUUUUUUUGGGGCGGUUUGUGGGGAUUUGGGGUGUGUGGGCUCCCGGAUUUGGGGGCAGGUUUGGGGUGAUUUGCCGGGAAUUGCAGCGGAGCUGGCGGAGCCGGGCCGGGAGCUGCUGCGGGAGCUGCUGAGGGAGCACCGGCGGCUGCAGGAGCUGAGCCAGCAGCUGCACCUCAAACACCAGCGCGAGGCCCUGGAGCUGGCCGAGCUGCAGGACAAGGCCACCUCUGCGGAGACGAAGGUUCUGGAGAUGGGGACGACGCUGGAGGGGCUGCAGUGGGACAGCGCCAAACUGCGCAAGCGCGAGGGGCGGCUGGACAGACACCUGGCCGAGGCCCUGGAGCAGCUCACCUCGGGCUCCUACGGCUCCGGCAGCUCCGGGGGCUUCCAGGGGGGACAGAUCACCCUGAGCAUGCAGAAGUUCGAGAUGCUGAACGCGGAGCUGGAGGGGAACCAGGACUUGGCCAAUUCCCGCAUGGCCGAGCUGGAGAAGCUGCAGCUGGAGCUGCAGGCGGCCGUCAGGGGCCAGGAGCGCCUCAAGGUGGCGCUGCGCUCGCUGCCCGAGGAGGCGGUGAAGGAGGCCCUGGAGUACAAGGUGCUGCAGUCGCAGUUCUCGCUGCUCUACCACGAGAGCCUGCAGGUGAAGACGCAGCUGGACGAGGCGCGGGCGCUGCUGCUGGCCACCAAGAACAGCCACCUGCGCCACAUCGAGCACAUGGAGAGCGACGAGCUGGGCGUGCAGAAGCGGCUGCGCACUGAGGUGAUCCAGCUGGAGGACACCUUGGCUCAGGUGCGCAAGGAGUACGAGAUGCUGCGCAUCGAGUUCGAGCAGAACCUGGCGGCCAACGAGCAGGCAGGCCCCAUUAACCGGGAGAUGCGGCACCUGAUCAGUUCCCUGCAGAACCACAACCACCAGCUCAAGGGGGAC
This is a messenger RNA of Cyanistes caeruleus (blue tit), 1036 nucleotides long. The record is from RefSeq and is a predicted model, not a curated record. Lineage: Eukaryota; Metazoa; Chordata; Aves; Passeriformes; Paridae.